Pelobates cultripes (western spadefoot toad) is the source of this 226-nucleotide messenger RNA. NCBI's taxonomy places the organism in Eukaryota, Metazoa, Chordata, Amphibia, Anura, Pelobatidae. The record is from the annotation of a GenBank genome assembly.
GCAUACAGACACCACCCGCCCACCGCACCGCCGGCUCCACCAAGACAGCCCUGAGGGACAGAGAUAUACAGCCAAAGAUGGAUCCUUGCUCCAGCCCCGACCAGGGAUGCCACAGCCGAACAGUACCCGCAUGUACAAGGCCCAACACCGGCAGCAGCUUCAUCGGAUGGCGAAGGGGAUCACAGCUGCACCUCCCGCAUACCAGAGGCUCCCGCUGAAAGCCGGA